AAAGCUAACGUGACCAUGGGAGAUAUGAAGACUCCAGACUUCGAUGAUCUGCUUGCCGCCUUUGACAUACCAGAUAUGGUUGACCCAAAAGCGGCUAUUGAAUCUGGCCACGAAGAUCAUGACAGCCAUAUAAAGCAGAAUGUCCAUCCGGAGGAUGAUUCCCAUGCACCCUCCUCAUCUGACGUGGGUGUAAGUGUCAUUGUGAAAAAUGUGCGGACAAUUGAUUCCUCUGAAGGAGCGGAGAAAGACAACCACCAUUCCACAGGCAACGGGUUGCACAACGGUUUCUUAACGGUAUCCGCUCUAGAAAGUUUUAAUAAAGAGGAAGGCAAAUCACUCAAAGACGAGGGCACCGUCUCGGAAAAUACACUGAAAGAGUCUGCCUUUAACCAAUUUAGUCCCAUCUCAAGUGCUGAAGAGUUUGACGACGAUGAAAAAAUCGAGGUGGACGACCCCCCAGAUAAAGAGGACAUGCGUGGAAACUUCAGAACAAAUGUAUUAACAAGGUCUGUCUCCCAGCAGGACUAUGAGAAGUUAAAAGUACUUGGAGGAGAAAACCUGAUGAAACACGGAGUUGCAGGUUCAGGUAAUUCUGAUAAACCCAAGGUGUCUAAAAGAGACUCGGAAACAAACCCAUCGCCUUUAGGUCACUAUGAACCCUUUAAAGCUAGGAAGAUAGAUGACAAGCUGCUUAAAGAAAACUCCGAGAAGGUCCUGGAAAACAGAGCAGUCGAUGGGAAAAUAAAUACGGAGAAAGGAGACUCAACCCUUACCAGUCUUUCCCAGGCUAAAGCAAAAUCCUCAGCAAAACUCUCUUCCUGUAUUGCCGCAAUUGCAGCUCUAAGUGCUAAAAAAGCAGCCACGGACACUGGCAAAGACCCACAAUCCAAUUCAAGGGGAUCCUCUCCCUUGCAGAAAGAUACCAGUGAAAGCCCCCGCGCUGUGGACAAAUCCCCCGAGUCUCAGAGUCUCAUUGACUGUGCAAAAAAGCCCCCCGUCAAACAACCCGACAGUCCCAGGAGUAUAUCAAGUGAAAACAGCAGCAAAGGUUCCCCACCAUCGCCUGCAGGCUCGACGCCAGCUAUCCCCAAAGUGCGCAUCAAAACCAUCAAGACGUCCUCGGGGGAGAUCAAGAGAACGGUCACGCGUGUGUUGCCCGAAGUUGAUUUGGACAGCAGUAGGAAACCAGAGCAAGCAGCUUCCAUGGUGGCUUCUGUGACGUCGUUGCUGUCUUCCCCGACUUCUGCUGCAGUUCUUUCUUCUCCCCCCAGGGCACCUCUCCAAUCAACAGUGGUCACCAACGCGGUGGCUUCUGCGGAGCUCACUCCCAAACAAGUCACCAUUAAGCCUGUGGCAACUGCUUUCCUUCCCGUUUCGGCUGUCAAGACGGCAGGGUCACAGGUGAUCAAUCUGAAACUCGCAAACAACACCACGGUGAAAGCCACUGUCAUAUCCGCUGCUUCAGUGCAAAGCGCCAGCAGCGCCAUCAUCAAAGCCGCCAACGCUAUACAGCAGCAAACAGUUGUGGUGCCCGCCUCAAGCCUUGCCAGCGCAAAACUUGUGCCAAAGACGGUCCAUCUUGCCAACCUUAACCUACUGCCUCAAAGUGCUCAGGCCACCUCCGAACUCCGCCAAGUGCUCACGAAACCUCAGCAACAGAUCAAGCAGGCAAUAAUUUCCGCAGCAGCGUCUCAGCCUUCGAAAAAAGUGUCUCGGGUUCAGGUGGUGUCCUCUCUCCAGAGCUCUGUCGUUGAAGCUUUCAACAAGGUGCUCAGCAGUGUUAACCCCGUCCCGGUUUAUAUCCCGAACCUUAGCCCUCCUAUAAAUGCGGGCAUCGCUUUACCCACACGCGGUUACAAGUGUUUGGAAUGCGGCGACUCCUUUGCCCUUGAAAAAAGCCUGGCCCAGCACUACGACCGGAGGAGCGUGCGGAUCGAAGUCACCUGUAACCACUGCACAAAAAACCUGGUUUUCUAUAACAAAUGCAGCCUCCUUUCUCAUGCACGGGGUCACAAAGAGAAAGGGGUGGUGAUGCAGUGUUCCCAUUUGAUUCUGAAGCCAGUUCCUGCCGAUCAGAUGAUAGCUUCUCCCACAAGCAAUAGUUCUGUUACGUCGUCCAUUCUUCAGAAUCCGACCGGAGUGGGCACCCACACCAUAACCAAGAUCCAGUCCAGCAUAACUGGGACAGUCAUAUCGGCUCCUUCAAGUACGCCUGUUCCACCCGCCAUGCCUCUAGAUGAAGACUCUUCGAAGUUGUGCAGGCAUAGUCUGAAGUGUUUGGAAUGUAAUGAAGUUUUCCAAGAUGAAACGUCUUUAGCCACCCACUUCCAGCAGGCUGCAGACUCAAGUGGACAAGGCAGAAUUGACUACUAUAAUGGAAUCUGUGUUCCUGAUUCCUGCCAAGAAGAGGAAAUUACAGCAUUAGCCACAUUGGGUAUAUUUAAAUUCAAGUCCACCUCCUUCCUCUUGCCUCUCCCAUCCCUCUUUGCUCUCAACGCAAGCAUUUCAUUUAACACGGUGGCCAGAUGUGCCAAAGACCUUUCUACCAUUGAUGCAUUCACAGGGGUCUGCUUGUUUAUUAGUGUUUUAUUCAUCAUUCUGCCAGUUGCUGGAACUAUGUACAAUGCUCAUCUCUGGAGGAAAGCUAAGGACAACAAACAGCCUUCAGAUGCAAAUUAUGGCAGCACGUCUUCAACCCAAAAACAUACUAGUACAUCCAAAACAGAGACGACACAGACUGACGAAUCCCUAUCAGGGAUAUUGCCACUGGUAGAUGGUUCAAAACAAA
Molecule: messenger RNA, 2788 nt
Organism: Thamnophis sirtalis
Lineage: Eukaryota; Metazoa; Chordata; Lepidosauria; Squamata; Natricidae
Source: RefSeq, a predicted model, not a curated record